GCCAUACAAAAUGUCAGCAGUUAGCUUCGUUCCCAUAAAAACAAAACAAAACAGAACAAAAGUGAGCUCCGUUCCGCGGGACCCUUAUUAAGCCAAUGCCCAAUAUAUAUGAACAUUCCUCAACAUCUUAAAUUCCUCAAAAUCCUUCCGUCUUGAAAAUUUCAAAAUUUAUUGCGCGCACAUAUUAAUCAAAAAAAAGAAAAACCCUAAGCCUAGAUUUUCAAGUUUUCCGACGAGAUUGAUUUUCCGGCGACUCUCCGAUCGUCGUUGUCGAUUUCUGAUGACGACCAGAAAAACCAGUAGCUGCUGCGCUAUUUGUGAGAAUUCAAAUCAAGCUUCUAUUUGCGCCGUUUGUGUCAAUUUCAGGUUAAAUGAGUACCACAAUUUGUUAAAGUUGCAGAAGAGUCGCCGGGAUUAUUUGUAUGCAAGAUUGAGUGAAGUGGUUGUGGCAAAGGGAAAGGCAGACGAUCAAACAAAUUGGAGAGUGCUUCACAAUGACAAGCGCUCAAAGUUGAAGGAGAAGCUCCGUAGUAAUAAACGACAUCUUGAGCAAGGGAAGGUUAGGAUUGAGAGGAUGUCUGAUGAUUUAAAAGAUAAAUAUGGUGUGCUCGAAUCAGCCCUUUCUAUGUUGGAAAAGUAUCGUGUGGAACAACUGGGAAAGUACUAUCCUAACCUAAUUUCCACUCAGACCUUAGGGCAUAUGGCAAUCACUGCUGAACGUCUUCAUAAGCAGUCCGUGGUCAUAAAACAAAUAUGCAAAUUGUUCCCCCUACGUCAGGUGAUUGUAGAUGGUGAAAGAAAAGAUGGGUCUACAGUUCAAUAUGAUCAAAUUUGCAAUGCACGCUUACCAAGAGGACUUGAUCCUCACUCUGUUCCAUCAGAAGAGCUUGCUGCAUCUUUGGGAUACAUGGUGCAACUUCUAAAUCUUGUUGCUCAGAACUUGGCAUCUCCUGUGCUUCAUAACUCUGGUUUUGCAGGUUCUUGCUCUAGAAUAUGGCAACGAGCUUCUUAUUGGGAUGCACGUCCAUCAUCUCGAAGCAAUGAAUACCCCCUUUUUAUACCACGCCAAAAUUAUUGCUCCACUAGCGGGGAAAAUUCAUGGUCUGAUAGAAGCUCAUGUAAUUUUGGCGUUGCUUCAAUGGAAUCUGAGAGGAAGCCACGCCUGGAAUCUUCUGGAAGUAGUAGCUUUAAUUUUUCUUCUGCUUCUCUACAUUCUGUUGAAACACACAAGGACUUGCAGAAAGGGAUUUCACUUCUCAAGAAAAGUGUGGCAUGCAUAACUGCAUACUAUUUUAACUCGCUAUGUUUGGAUGUCCCUUCCGAGGCAUCUACUUUUGAAGCAUUUGCAAAGUUAUUGGCCAAACUAUCUUCGUCCAAGGAAGUUCGAUCUGUUUUCUCUGUGAGAAUGGCUUGUUCAAGGUCAAGUAAACAAGUUGAGCAAAUGAACAAAUCUGUAUGGAAUGUGGAUUCUGCCAUGUCGUCAAUCACUCUACUGGAAAGUGCACAUGCAUUGCCUACAAUGAAAAACAUUUGUGAGAACCUUCGAAAUUCUGCUCCCAGUUUUCUUUAUGCCACUGAAUUGUCUGAUAAUGGAAAGAAUGAAUGCAUCAUUGAAGGAUGGGAUAUUGUGGAGCAUCCCACUUUUCCUCCUCCCCCAUCACAAUCGGAGGAUGUUGAGCAUUGGACUCGAGCCAUGUUCAUUGAUGCCACAAAGAAAUGAUCUUGCUCAUGGAAGAAGGCACUUAACAAGAGAUAAAGAUUGCAUGGAGGAUUAACAUGUUUGGCCUUUACCUCUUACUUGUAUAUAGAGAUGAUAUCAAAAGGUGUGCAAUUGCGCAUAACUGUAUGUACAUAUCUGUAAAGAUAGUAGUUUUAGGAUUUUUAUUCCCCCAAUCAUAGCUUUUCUUUUUAGAUACAAGCAAUAUUUAGAUUCAUCAUUCGUCCAAGAAAGAAGAUACACAUCUGUUGCCAACAAUACUUUGCAUUGAUUUUAAGGAGAAAUAUAUAGCUUUAAUUUUAUAUGUUC
Quercus lobata is the source of this 2026-nucleotide messenger RNA. RefSeq lists its product as uncharacterized. The record is from RefSeq and is a predicted model, not a curated record. The transcript has 14 exons. Gene Ontology annotation, molecular function: SNARE binding. NCBI's taxonomy places the organism in Eukaryota, Viridiplantae, Streptophyta, Magnoliopsida, Fagales, Fagaceae. Bases 281 to 1720 code for a protein of 479 amino acids. Gene Ontology annotation, cellular component: lytic vacuole; endosome. Gene Ontology annotation, biological process: SNARE complex assembly.